Molecule: messenger RNA, 1765 nt
Organism: Paraphaeosphaeria sporulosa
Lineage: Eukaryota; Fungi; Ascomycota; Dothideomycetes; Pleosporales; Didymosphaeriaceae
Exons: 7
Coding region: 70-1740 (556 amino acids)
Source: RefSeq, a predicted model, not a curated record
GCCUGGAAGAGUCGCCUAGCAGGCUAGGACACGGAGGUGGCGUGGUGAAGGGCUACCACUAUCAGCACCAUGAGGUGGUUCAAGGCUCUACCCGUGUUACUGUGUUCGCUCGCGACGCACACCGAGGCCCAGAACAGUAGUGCUCUUCUCCAGGCCGCUUUGACAACAUUACCAAAAUGCGCUAUCAACUGUCUCGUCACAUCGGUAAAGCAAUCGACCUGUGAGCUGACGGACUUCUAUUGUAUUGCCCAUGAUGCACAGUUGAAUGCGAACAUGGAAGCUUGUGUGCAAGCCAGUUGCACCGUACGUGAGGCGCUAACUACCAAAAACUUUACGGUCACUGCGUAUGGACUGCCAGUGCGUGACCACAGCAAACUCGUCUCUUACAGCGGGAUGAUCGGAGGCGGACUCACGCUUCUAGCAGUCAUACUGAGGUCAUUCGCUCGCAUGCCGUGCUGCGGUGGAACGUGGGGUUGGGACGAUUGGGGCAUCCUGGCUACAAUGAUACCUGUCCUACCACUUACUGCCCUAUCAGUGGUCCUUGCGAACGAUGGUCUCGGCAAAGAUCUCUGGACGGUGCCAUUCGAUAAGAUCACAAAGAUAUUGCAUAUAUACUACUUCGAUGAAAUGCUGUAUCUCUCGUCGAUCGCUUUGACGAAGAUCUCGAUUCUCUUAUUCUACCUGCGCAUCUUCCCGAAUCCAACGUUCCGGAAACUAGUAUGGGUUGGCAUCGCAUACUGCGUUGGAUAUAUUCUGGGCACUAUACUGGCUCUCAUAUUCCAGUGCAAACCGCUCAAUCUAGCCUGGACACAUUGGGAUAACGAGCAUCCCGGACAGUGCUUCAACCUGAACCUCCUGGGAUGGUUGACAGCAGCGCUUAAUAUUUUCGGAGAUCUGAUUGUCAUCUGCCUACCGUUACAUGAGCUCAGCAAGCUGGCCAUGGGAAGAAGAAAGAAAGCAGGCAUCAUGCUAAUGUUCUUGGGUGGAGGCUUCGUCACCAUCGUCAGCAUGCUCCGACUGAAGUACAUGAUUCAGUUCGCCAACUCGCACAACGUUACAUGGGACUACACACCUAUUGGAUACUGGUCGACGUUGGAGGUUCAUGUCGGCAUCAUCAUCGCCUGUCUCCCUGCAGUACGCUCGCUCCAGCUUCGCAUAUUCCCGAGCUCCCGAACACAAAACAGCUACUACCUGGGCCCAGCCGGCGCAUACGGAUAUAACUCCAAAGGUGGCAGCCCGUUCCCCUCAUCAAUAGCCAAAUCGAAAGGUGGACACGUCGAUCUUAUGACUGCAGCAACCCAACCGGCGGAGUACCGCAGCCGCGACCGCACGCCUGGCGACAAAGAGUUCAUCCAGCUGGAAGAAUACGAAUUCCGCCUUGGCGAUAAAUCUUCUUCGUUUGAGAAAGAAGAUGCUUGUAACCCCCGUGGUAAGACUUCAACACAGAUCGAGCGAGGAUCAGUACACACCGACGAUGACGCGGUCUUCCUGCCAAUCCAGAGCACACGCGGCCUCUCGCCGCCUAGAGCAGUCUAUCAGAAUUCUGGAAGGAACACGAGCCCUCAAUUUAUCACCGUGACGAAGGACUACAGUGUCACGGUCGAGAUGACGCCAGAACACUUAAGCUCUAGCCCGCCAAGGGAGAGCGAAGAUAUGGGGAGAGGGAGACGCGAGAGCCAAGUCGCGCUGACAAGGUUUUCGGGAAUAGAGAAGAGUUCAAGUCAAAAACGUUUCGCAUAGCACUAUACCCUCAUUUUUUAAUACC